UAAUGUUCCGUCACGUGGCUCAAAAUUUGGGCUCAAGAAACACAUCCAUUCAGUCAUACCGGUUGCUGCGUACUCGAUGGGAGCGAGGAUACCUGAAGGACCUUUACCAUCGCCGACAGAUUCUUGGAGCUGAUCCAGCAAUUUCCCGAUCUUCAUACCCAAACUGUUCUGUGCAAGUACGUAAUCAUCAUUGCUCUGCUGACAAGUCAACUCUUCAAUGGGCUCCUAUCAAGACUUCCAUCGACAACUCUUCGGACGAUUUUGCUGCUAACACUGCUGAAAUGAAGGUUCUCGUGGAAGAUUUGAAAGCAAAAAUAUCUAAAAUCGAGCAAGCUGGAGGAGAAAAAGCCGUGAAAUUACACCGCAGUCGUGGAAAAAUGCUUGCAAGAGAAAGAAUUGACGGCAUUGUCGAUGCUGGAUCACCAUUCAUAGAGUUUAGUCAACUUGCUGGAUACGAGAUGUAUGGAAAAGAGGAAGUCCCAUCUGGUGGAAUUCUCACUGGAGUUGGAAUAGUUUCUGGUCGUGUUUGUGUCAUUGUAGCGAACGAUGCGACUGUCAAGGGAGGAACAUACUAUCCUAUCACCGUAAAAAAGCAUCUUCGUGCACAAGAAAUCGCCCGCGAAAACAAAUUGCCUUGUAUCUAUCUCGUAGAUUCUGGUGGCGCAAAUCUUCCACGCCAAGCAGAUAUCUUUGCCGACAGCCAGCAUUUCGGAAGAAUUUUUUACAACCAAGCAACAAUGAGCAGCGAAGGAAUUCCACAAUUGGCUGUAGUUAUGGGAAGUUGUACAGCAGGAGGAGCUUACGUUCCAGCUAUGUCUGAUCAAGCCAUUAUUGUCAAAGGAACCGGAACUGUUUUCCUUGGAGGACCACCACUUGUGAAAGCUGCAACUGGAGAAGAGAUCUCUGCCGAGGAACUUGGUGGAGCUGAUCUUCACUGUGGAGAAUCGGGUGUUACUGAUUAUUAUGCCCAUAAUGAUAAACAUGCUUUGUACUUGGCAAGAAGUUGUAUCGCGGGACUACCACCAGUCGAGGAGCAUAUGACCUUCAAUCCAAACGCUGAUGAGCCUUUGUAUCCAGCUGAGGAAAUUUACGGAAUCGUGGGAUCUAAUCUCAAAAAGACAUACGACGUCCGCGAGGUUAUCGCUAGAAUUGUCGAUGGCUCUCGAUUCCACGAAUUCAAGGAGAGAUAUGGAGAGACGCUUGUGACCGGAUUUGCUACUAUUUAUGGGCAGCGUGUAGGAAUUCUAGCUAAUAAUGGUGUUCUGUUUGCUGAAAGUGCCAUGAAAGGUUCUCAUUUUAUUGAGCUGUGUUGUCAACGGAAGAUUCCUCUUCUUUUCCUUCAAAAUAUCACUGGAUUCAUGGUUGGAAGAGAUGCUGAAGCCGGCGGAAUUGCUAAACAUGGAGCUAAAUUAGUUACUGCGGUCGCUUGUGCAAAGGUUCCAAAAAUCACCGUUCUCGUCGGAGGUUCAUACGGAGCUGGAAACUACGGAAUGUGUGGAAGAGGAUACAGUCCAAGAUAUGUGUUCAUGUGGCCUAAUUCUCGAAUUUCCGUAAUGGGUGGAGAACAGGCAGCGAAUGUACUUUCAACUGUUCAAAAAGAGAAAAAGAAGCGCGAGGGAGCUGACUGGACGGAUCAGCAAGAUCUUGAGCUUCGUAAACCUGUCGAGGAAAAGUUUGAGAAGGAAGGACACCCAUACUUUGCUUCCGCUCGUCUUUGGGAUGAUGGAGUUAUCGAUCCAAAAGACACCAGAAAGGUUCUCGGACUCGCUUUCCAGUCAACCCUGCAAAAGCCAAUCCCAGAAACCAAAUUCGGUGUAUUCCGCAUGUAACUUGUUGAUUCAGGACCAUCUCACUCAUGUAUUUUUUGUUGUGAGAUUUUUAUACGGAUUUUCUUUAAUAUAGAGCUUUUUGUUAGUAUGUUACGACGGUUUAAAUUUAUUUAGAGUAUAGCUUUGAUUCUGAUUGCUUCCGUUGAUUUCUAACCUGCUUCAUACCAAUCGAGUGCCUUUAUGUGUUAUCUAGGAAUUUUCUCUUUAGUUAUGAAACAAAUAAAGUUGAUAUGAUAAAUAUAUAUAUUAAUUAUUUUACCUCGUUUCUAUUGUAUAUUAAACUGAUUCACUAUGUUUUUAUUUAUUCUGCACAACACAGGGAGAAAUGGGAAAUGGCUUAUAUUUACAGGAGAAAUUUUAGAAUAAAGACAAAUUAAA
Messenger RNA from Caenorhabditis elegans, 2207 nucleotides. It is a transcript of the gene mccc-2, whose product is annotated as putative methylcrotonoyl-CoA carboxylase beta chain, mitochondrial. The transcript is spliced from 8 exons. Gene Ontology annotation, molecular function: methylcrotonoyl-CoA carboxylase activity; ligase activity. The record is from RefSeq and is marked reviewed. Gene Ontology annotation, biological process: L-leucine catabolic process. Lineage: Eukaryota; Metazoa; Nematoda; Chromadorea; Rhabditida; Rhabditidae. The coding region runs from base 3 to 1829 and encodes 608 amino acids. Gene Ontology annotation, cellular component: mitochondrial matrix.